AGGUCAUCUAGUUAACCAAUUCACUUUGCAGACGUGAGGAAACUGAGAAAAGCCCGCUCCGAUCCACACCGGCAGCAUGUCGAUCACAGACUUGCUCGGCGCAGAGGACGUUAAGAAGGCGGUGGCAGCCUUUGCAGCUGCUGAGUCCUUCAACCACAAGAAGUUCUUCGAGAUGGUGGGUUUGAAGAAGAAGAGCAAGCAGGAUGUGGAGAAGGUGUUCCACAUCCUGGAUAAGGACAAGAGCGGCUUCAUCGAGGAGGAUGAGCUCAAAUUCAUCCUGAAGGGCUUUGUACCUGAUGGCCGAGAUCUGUCAGACAAAGAAACCAAGACCCUCCUGGCUGCGGGGGAUAAGGACGGUGAUGGCAAAAUUGGGGCUGAUGAAUUCACAGCUCUGGUGGCUGAAUCAUAAACAGCUCUGACCACCCCAGGCCCUUCGACUGCCCCUGAAUGACCGGACUCCAGUCACCUCCUGCCGACCUCCUUGGUUUCUCUCCUUUUUAUUUAUGCUAUUUUUUACUCCAACUGUUCCCUGCAGCCCUGUAACUCUAUCACUACUCUGUAAAACGCUGGUAGAAACA
Messenger RNA from Vombatus ursinus (common wombat), 578 nucleotides. RefSeq names its product parvalbumin (gene PVALB). Bases 77 to 409 code for a protein of 110 amino acids. The transcript has 5 exons. The record is from RefSeq and is a predicted model, not a curated record. Gene Ontology annotation, cellular component: cytoplasm; nucleus. Gene Ontology annotation, molecular function: calcium ion binding. Lineage: Eukaryota; Metazoa; Chordata; Mammalia; Diprotodontia; Vombatidae.